AUGGUUGAUGAACCGAUUGAUAAAGAUGUGUAUGAAGCAGGCAUUCCGCUCUCAUUCGAACUACCAGCUGGAGUUGCAGCUGAACAUGUCUUCAGAUUUUCUGUUAAAGCAAUCAGUGUUGCGCAAAAACUAAGAGGCAAUUUGACGUUCUUCGUGGAUCGUGAGAAUGGUGUGGCUCAGGAUAAGCUCGACUUCAUUAUUCUGAUGCCAGCUGUGUCAUUCCUGAUACCAGCUACUAUUACAAGGUAG
This is a messenger RNA of Gongylonema pulchrum, 249 nucleotides long. NCBI's taxonomy places the organism in Eukaryota, Metazoa, Nematoda, Chromadorea, Rhabditida, Gongylonematidae. The record is from the annotation of a GenBank genome assembly.